Molecule: messenger RNA, 925 nt
Organism: Halteromyces radiatus
Lineage: Eukaryota; Fungi; Mucoromycota; Mucoromycetes; Mucorales; Cunninghamellaceae
Exons: 5
Coding region: 228-692 (154 amino acids)
Molecular function (GO): ubiquitin binding
Source: RefSeq, a predicted model, not a curated record
AAAAUUCCUGUGACGUGGGUUUAAAAAUCUCAGUUUGACCAAAAGAACACUCACACACAGAUUUAUAUAUUAAAAAAAAACUCCACUGUCUUUCCCCCUCUUUUGUCUUUUCUCCUUUUUCAUUUCUUUUCUUUCUUUUCUUUUCUUUUCUCUCUCUUCUUCACCUUUAUCAUGAAUGACGGUGUUUCGAUACUGGUGGCGGUCUUUUUAAUCCUCAUUGCCUUACGAUGGAUGCUAGCCAACAACAAAACCAACAACAGCGUCAACGUCGACCAGCAAAUAGAAGAGUCCAUCGUGUAACCCCUCAGAUGAUUGAAAUGGUACGCUCAAUGUUCCCUGACGUACCUACAGCUGCCAUUCAGGCUGACUUGCAAAGAACUGGUUCAGUGGAAACAACUGUCGAUAAUGCUCUCCGUGAUGGUGGUUUACCUAUGCCAGCAGCACUAGCGAACCAACCGGGAUCUCCUUCUCUCAAUAAUGGUUCAUCUUCAUCUUCAAGAAAACCAACAACAUACAGUAGUUUACUUCAACGAUACAAGAUUGAUGCCAAGGACUUGAAACAGGACGAAUUGACAGAACCACCAAAGGUUUGGGAAAAGGAUGCCGAUAAACGUCAAGAAAUGUUAAAAAAACGAAAGGAAUUCAUGGUACUUCAAGCUAGAAAUGAUAUUCUUUAUUUAAUAGAAAAUUGAUGGAACAACAGCAAAAACAAUCGACUACCAAUCAAACAACAACUACAACUGCCACUACUAUUACUACUACUACUACGACUGUUGCCUCUUACCCUUCUUCUGAAUCAUCGACUUCAUCUUCUUCUGCUGAACCAGUUAAACCUGUCAUUGGUGAAAACUUUGAUGAUUUAUCUGUGGAUGAUUUGAAUACCCUGACACCUGAACAGCGUAGACGUCAUAUGUUACAAGCCUAU